This is a messenger RNA of Brassicogethes aeneus, 1791 nucleotides long. Lineage: Eukaryota; Metazoa; Arthropoda; Insecta; Coleoptera; Nitidulidae. The record is from the annotation of a GenBank genome assembly.
GUGAUAUGUGGCAUAAACAUUAGAAUUUAUAUGAUGAACGUAUUUUUACUUGUAAACUUAAUUUUAUUUGUGGAUUUUAUUGAAACUAAAGUUUAUUCUUCCAACAUUACUGAUGAAGAACUACGCACCUGCACAACUUACUAUUCCCGUUCAGGAAGCAUCUACAAAGACUUUUUCUCCAUAAAAAAUCCUCCGACAGAAAACGACACCCUCCUCCUCGAUUUUCAUUUUUCUGUUUUGGCGGCCAGCGAUGCUCACAUUCUAUUAGCCGCCUCAGAAUCCGUCUCUAGAACAGAUCCGGUGUAUGAGGUCGUAAUAGGCGCUGGAGGAAAUACUUUUUGUGACAUAAGAAGACAACAAAAAGCUGCUGUCAAAAGUUCAAUAAGAAGAAAUGGUUUAUUAUCGGCCGUUGAUGUUAAGACCUUUUGGUUACAUAUAACGAAGGAUGGUAUUAUAGAAGUUGGAGUCGAAGGUGAAGAAUUGCCUUUUAUAUCAUGGAUAGAUGCAGAUCCACUACCAAUAACAGUAUUCAGUUUUAGCACUUGGUCUGGGAUAGAAGCCAAAUGGUACUUUGAUUGUCAAAGAGAUCAGGAUACAAAUGAACGUUAUGAGAGAAUAAAGCACAAAAUGACUUCUUUGGAAAAAUUAAGGCAAGACCUUUUAAAUCAUUACGAUCCCUACGUAAGGCCUGUGCAAAAUCAUUCAUCAUUUACUGAUGUUAACAUGUCUUUAAAUACAAAUUAUGUUAAUUUGAAUCCAAAGAAAGGGAUUGUUGAAAUUAAAGGGGAAUCACAAGUGUCAUGGGCUGAUGAAAAAUUGGUUUGGGAUCCAAUUAAUUAUGAUGGCAUUGAGGAUUUACAUAUUUUUAGACGUGAAAUAUGGCAACCCGAUAUUGUUUUAUACAAUUCUGUCGAAAAUAUGAGAAACAUAAUUGACGAUACAUUACUGGUAGUCAAAUUCGAUGGUAUAGUCCAAUGGAACGCUUCAAUAACACUAAAAGCUUGGUGCGAUGCCUAUAACAUGGAUAAUUGGCCCAGGGACUCCCACACUUGUAGUUUCAUGAUGGGAUUUUUAACUGAAUUCGACAAAAUGACCCUGAGGUUUGACUAUAACGCAAGCAAAAUUGGUUAUCUACCAAAUUCGGAAUGGACGAUAUCUUCAGUUGACGUUUUGACUCAAGUAGGGUGGGAGAAAAAACUCUUUGAUCCUCCUGUUUUACAGUUAACGGUAGAUUUAAAAAGAGCUAGUGAGGCUUAUAACUGCAUAUUUUUUACACCAUACAUAAUUGUUGCAGUUUCUAUAUUAUUAACAUUUUGGUCUUCACCUUUUGGAACAAUUAAAAUAUCGCUAGGAUGUAUGGAAUUAUUGAUAUCUUCCGUUAUGCUUAUUGUAUUGGGACAAACUAUACCUAGCCAUUCCAAAAACGUGCCAUUUUUAGUGCAACUGUACAGUUUCAGUCUUCUUGGAUCGGUGAUAUCAAUACUUCUCUCAAUUAUUGUUAUAAAUUUAUGCAGAAAUAAACAAUCGAAGUCUCUACCACAUUUCGUUGUUUGGAUGUUAACUUCCCGAUUUAUGAAGAUAUCAUUUUGUUUGUGCAUACCAACUAAAAAGUCAAAUGAUGAAUACGACAAACUUCAAGGGUACAAAAACUCGAAGAACAUUCAAGAGCUCUGGAUUCUAUUGGCUGUAACAAUAGAUCGCAUAUGUUUCCUGAUUUAUCUUCCAAUUGUGAUUUACUCUGUAGUUAUAAACUAUUUAAAAUAAAUGUCGGGCUAACCAAUACCAUACAGU